Molecule: messenger RNA, 1989 nt
Organism: Stylophora pistillata
Lineage: Eukaryota; Metazoa; Cnidaria; Anthozoa; Scleractinia; Pocilloporidae
Product: cyclin-dependent kinase 1
Biological process (GO): protein phosphorylation; mitotic G2 DNA damage checkpoint signaling; G2/M transition of mitotic cell cycle
Cellular component (GO): nucleus
Molecular function (GO): cyclin-dependent protein serine/threonine kinase activity; ATP binding
Source: RefSeq, a predicted model, not a curated record
UUCAAACGCCGCUAUUUUCAAAUACAAAUCUACGACAACACGCACUUGGCCUUCAUCUUGGAAACGCUUCGUAAAGGUAGGUUUCUCUCAAUUCAGGGUAACGAAAAAGCAACUGAGAAUGGGAUCCAAAACUGACGAUUUGAAGAUGUCAGAAUUUUCCAAGAUAGAAAAGAUUGGGGAAGGCACGUACGGUGUUGUGUACAAAGGCCGCAAUAACAGGACUAACAAGCUGGUUGCAUUGAAGAAAAUUAGACUUGAGCUAGCUGAUGAAGGAAUUCCAAGCACAGCAGUACGGGAAAUUUCAUUGCUAAAGGAACUGAAUGGUCACCCAAAUGUUGUUAGUCUAGAACAUGUUCUACAUGAAGAUUCCAAGCUAUAUUUGGUGUUUGAAUUUCUACUUUGUGAUCUUAAGAAGCAUCUGGACUCAACAAAAGGACCACUAGAUCAUAUCUUAAUCAAGAGCUACCUUUACCAAAUCACAAAUGCCCUCUACUUUUGCCACAGUCGUCGAAUCUUGCAUCGUGAUCUGAAACCCCAGAACCUUUUGAUUGAUGAGCACGGGCUCAUUAAGUUAGCUGAUUUUGGCCUUGGGAGGGGGUUUGGAAUCCCUGUAAGAGCUUACACUCAUGAGGUGGUAACUCUGUGGUAUCGUGCACCUGAGGUUCUCCUGGGAGGCCAGCGAUAUGCAUGUCCCAUUGAUAUCUGGAGUGUGGGAUGUAUAUUUGCAGAGAUGGUUACAAAGAAACCAUUGUUUCAUGGUGAUUCAGAAAUUGACCAACUUUUCCGUAUUUUCAGAAUCCUAGGUACACCUACAGAGCAGAACUGGCCUGGAGUAUCACAACUUCCAGAUUACAAACAAAACUUUCCUAGAUGGAGUGGAGAAGGACUGAGGAAGGUAGUACCACAGUUGGAUAACAAUGGGCUUGAUCUUUUAGAGAAAAUGCUUAAAUAUGAUCCUGCUAAAAGAAUAUCAGCCAAAGAAGCUUUGGACCAUCCUUUCUUCAAUGACUUGGACCUGUCAACCCUCCCUGCCACCAAAGAAAUGACAAUGAAUGGAUUGAUGUUUGAGAACUAACUGUGCUUUACACUUUUUAGAAAUCACACUCUUAGUAUUGGUUUUUGCAUGAAGUGUAUAGAACUUGAAAAUUUUUUCGUCAACUAGUAGUCUGCCUUUUUGUUACAUGUACUAGACAAAAGUGCUAUUAAACUAACAUUCAAUAGAAAAUGACAGUUAAAGCACUUACUUUUAAGCAGUAAGCAAAUGUCUGUCAUAUUAAAAGGGAGUUGUUUCACCCCUUCACCUCCUGUAAUUGAAUGGCUCUAAGAGCCUCCUCUACAUUGAUUAGCUCACUGUGAGACAAAAUGACUUUAAAUACAAUCAGAAAUACUUUGUUCAAUGUAUAUAAUUUUUGAAUCAACCCCUUUUGUGUUCCAUUCCUAAAACUUGCAACACAAUUGUUUUUGAUGAUCAUAUUAAAUCAUAUAUAAUGGCCUUGAUAUGCAUUUUGUUUUAAAAUAACUCAUCAAUCAACUGCUUUAUCAAUAUUUUAUUUGCUUUAAUUUGUACAUAACAUGUAGUUUGCAAAAUUUACAUUUAAUUAAGAAUAAAUACAAAAUAGCUAAAUUGUAUCAUGGAAUUAUGUCAAUGAAAGAUGCAAAUUGGAUGAAUUCUAUCAGGUCUCCAAGUGUAACAAUGCAAACCCUUUCAGAUAAACUCCAUGAGGUUGAGGGUAAUCAGCUUGAUAUAUUCUUCUCUCCAGACACUCCAAUUUUCUCUUAUUUGCCUAGUGUAAAUAGUUUCCAUUUGCAUCAGAAAUAUCUUAAAGACUACCGGUUACUUUUCGAGUAGACCUUUAAAUUUUAAUUUCCUCUCCUGUGUUAUCUUUGCUGUGUGGAUUUUGUAUAAUUGCAGUUGUCCAUUACAGUGUAUUGAAUGAUAUCUUUUCCAACACUAGCUGAUUACAAUAAAAAAAAACUUGUAAAAUGAAA